AUGGCCUACAUUCUGAAUCCAACAGGUCUCUAUCAGGAGGGGGCUAUUUAUCUCAAAGACAGCCAGAAACCAGGCGCAAGCACGCGCCCUGACCCCGGGGCACCCGCUGCCCCUGGCACGAUCCCGGUUUCCGGACACAGCCCUGCCUCAGCAAUACCAGCCCCGUAUCUCCGCAGGGUUCGGAAGGUCACCCAAAGGCAGCUUGCUCCCCGCUCCCCCAGGCCUCGGGGCUGGGCCGGCCGCAUUCCUACGGCUUGCCCUGCGGAGCGAUUCAAAACUCGCCAGGGGGGAGACUCCCCUCCCUUGGAGGGGAACGGAAAAAAAACCCCACGCAGAGGGCAAAGGCCGGAGGGCAAAGGCCGGAGGUCACGCCCGGUGGCGGUAGGAGCUUAUCGGGAGAAGGCUCCCAGACCUCACCGCGCCGUCUCUCACCUUGGGCCCUUGGUGAAAGCGGCAAAGCCCCGAAGCGGAGCGGCGGGGAAGACCAAGGCCGCGAGGGCCGGAGAAAUGCGCCCCUUUCUCUGCAAGCGUAGCCGGCUGAGCGGUUACCGCCUGUCACGCCGCACAGCCGUGCCGCGCUCACGAAGCUUCUGGGGGCCAACUCGCCGUCUGCCCGCCCGGAGCGCAUCGCGCGGGGAGCGCCCCCCCCGGCGCGGCGGAACUCCCUGCCGCGAGUCCGUUUCUGAGGGCGCCGGGAAGUGCUUCCCCGGCGCCUCUGUCACCCCCUCACGCGGUUCCUGGCCGACGAAAGGCCUGGAGAGACUUACACGAACUGAUGAAAUUGAAGAUUUCUUGUUAAACCUCAAGGUCACGGGUGUUACAGAGGCAGUGUCUGGAUUCAAACUCAGGUUGGCCUCCCGUGCACAGAGAUACAAUUUCUUUGCAGAAAGUGCACAUUCCUCGCCCAACACUGGACGGACACAAAUGCCCCACGGAGUAAUUCGGUCCUUGUGCGAUGCUGCGCGCAACUUCGGCUUCUCAAUUUCCCACCCUUCGUCCUCCUCCUCCUUUUCCCACCUGGCCGCCUCCUCAGUAGUUGCGGCGGAGAGAAACCUCCCAGGAAACAUCUUCUGUACGCACGCGUCACGUUUGUUUACCCUGAAGCCCCACCUCUCUCCACGGUUUCUCUCGGGCCCUCCCUGUGCCCCGCCCCAUAUCGCCGUGGAAUGCCGUCAUGUCAAAGAUGCAUAUUCAUGA
Molecule: messenger RNA, 1197 nt
Organism: Sarcophilus harrisii (Tasmanian devil)
Lineage: Eukaryota; Metazoa; Chordata; Mammalia; Dasyuromorphia; Dasyuridae
Product: translation initiation factor IF-2-like
Exons: 5
Coding region: 1-1197 (398 amino acids)
Source: RefSeq, a predicted model, not a curated record